GAGGCGUGGGAGGGAAUAGUGGGUGGCGAAUGCUUUGACAGCAUCUUGGGUUUGACAUGAAAUUGACAGAUUCUCAGACACAAGUCCACACCUCCUUCAGUGCAGAGCAGACCAACUCGACAACAACUUGCCUCCCAAUCAGGACCUGCACCAUGAGCUGUGACCAGAGGUACCCCUUCCCGCAGGUGUUCCUGGUGGACGAAGGCGGAGGUCAACGCCAGCCGGUGUCUCCUCCAAACCUUAUUCCCUGCUGGUCGUUCCCGCCGGCCCCGGAGACCAUCAAGAGCCGCGGCAGGAGCCGAGGCUGCAUGGGGGCCAGCCCCAGCCUGGCCAUGGUGCUGCUGAUGCUGUUCCUGCUGGUGUUUGCAGCCCUGGGGUUUGAAGCCUGGCAGAUCCAGAACAUCCAGAAAAAAAUCAAAGAUGUGGAGAAGGUUGAACCUGUACCCGUGACAGAGUUUGGUUCACCUCUGAAGCAAAUUGGUCUCUAUAAGCCUGAAUCAAAUGAAGAACAGAACAAGGACAGGCCCGCAGCUCAUGUGAUUGGGCGAAUUAACAACCAACUUUCCCAAAAGACUUUGCGGUGGGAGCCGAUGGCUGGCCGGGCCUUCGUCUCUGGAGGGGUGUCUUAUCGAAUUGAAGAUGGCUCCCUGCAGGUCAACGAGUCAGGAGUCUACCAAAUUUACUCUCGAGUUGAGCUGAUCUUUUCGAAGUGCCUUCCCGAAUCCUCUUUUAACCAUAUCAUAUUUGUGAGGAGAGGGGGACACUCCCCAACUGUGACUCUGAUGGAGGCCCACAGGGCGGGCUUUUGCGCCCAGCGCGCAGCCCACUCGUGGACCACAGACAACUACCUCGGCGGGGUCCUAAAGCUAGGGAAGUUCGACAGAGUUUACGUGAACGUGUCGCACCCUCAAUAUCUCAGCCACUCCCAUAACGGCAACUUCUUCGGCUUAUUCAAGAUCUGAAGAGCUUUGAUUGUUUUGGCUUUGUAUUACUGUGCAGUGGUUUUGCUCUGAAUGAGGAUAACCUACUCAUAACUUUAACAAAGUGAACCUUUGAUUGUAUUUUCAGUAUUUUGUCUGUAAUACCUGGACUGAAUAGCUUCUUAUUGUAAUGUAAAAACUUAGAGAUCCUAUUGCACAUUUUUCUAUUGGCAGCUCAAGGAAAAAAAAAAAAAGCACCGAGAAAUGAACAGAGCCUUUUUUGCCCCAAAAAUGUUGCUUUUGUGAAAGAUGUCUAGUCAGUUGACACUAAGGUGCUGAUAUAGUUGUAGCAUUUUCGGUAUUUAUUUUGUUAUGUAUGCCUGUAUUAUAUAUUGGGUGUUUUAAAAGGGGAAUAAAGGAAUGAUUUAUGGAGA
Molecule: messenger RNA, 1354 nt
Organism: Fundulus heteroclitus (mummichog)
Lineage: Eukaryota; Metazoa; Chordata; Actinopteri; Cyprinodontiformes; Fundulidae
Gene: faslg
Product: Fas ligand (TNF superfamily, member 6)
Exons: 4
Coding region: 57-962 (301 amino acids)
Biological process (GO): positive regulation of canonical NF-kappaB signal transduction; immune response; extrinsic apoptotic signaling pathway via death domain receptors
Cellular component (GO): membrane
Molecular function (GO): tumor necrosis factor receptor binding
Source: RefSeq, a predicted model, not a curated record